AUGGCCGUCUCUGAUCUGGAGGACUACGAUGUUUACAGUCACCUGUCAGAUGAAGAGCUGCUGCAGAUUGCUGUAGAGAGAAGCCUUGCUGACAUCCACCGUCCUCCAGGUUCUGACCAGAUCACAUCAUCAUCAUCAUCAUCCUCAGCCCCUGCUGCCCCGGCUGUCCUGGCUACCCCAACCCAAACAAACCCAAAUCCAAGACAGAGACAUGACCCCCCCAGGAACCUGUACUACGUACCUCCAUUACAACCUCCACCUUCAGACCCCCCAGAGGUCCCAAACUGUGCAAACCCCCCAACAGCCCUGUCGCAGUUUCUCUACAAGGGCUUCAAGAGAGAGGUCAGUCCUUUGCAGGCUCUGAUUAUGAAUGGAGAUGCUGAGGCUCUGAUGGAUUUGGUCAGAUGCAGGUCCAGCAGUCUGACAGACCCAGAUGAUGAAGGCUGGAUUGCUCUUCAUGAAGCUGCUUUUUAUGGACAGAUACAGUGUGUCCAGAUCCUGGUCAGAGCUCAUCCCGAUUCAGUUAACAAAUGCAAUUUGAAGAAUCAGACCGCUCUGCCCCUGGCUGCCGAGCGUGGAAAUGUUUCCUGUGUCGACUUUCUCCUGAAGCACGGAGCCGACCCAAACAUCGCCAACAAGGACCAAGAAACACCGCUGUUCACAGCCUGCCAGCAUCUGAAAGUAGCCAUUGUAGACCUGCUGCUGAAGUCUGGAGCUCAGGUAAAUCGCUGCUGCAGUCAGGGAUUAAGUGCCCUUCAUGAAGCCUGCAGACACGGAUGUCUGGAGCUCUGCAGGUUGUUGCUGGAGGCCGGAGCCAGUCUGCAAACCAAAAACAUCUACGGCAUCCAACCGUUCUUCACUGCCGCGCAGCACGGACACGUCGACGUCAUCCACCUGCUCGUAAAAAAUGGUGCAGAUAUAAAUGGACAGGCGGGAGAUGGAGCUUCGCCGCUGUACGAAGCCUGUAAGAACGGUCACGUUUCAGCUGUGGAGGCGCUACUCUCUCUGAGAGCUGACACCAACAGAUCCACCAAGUCCGGGCUGCUGCCUCUCCAUGUGGCCGUUCAGAACAAUCACAUACGAAUCGUGUCUUUGCUGAUCCCGGUCACCAGCAGUGUCAGAGUUCAGCGCAGCGGUAUCAGUCCUCUGCACAUCGCCGCAGAGAGGAACAGGGACGACAUCAUGGAGCUGCUGAUCAAGUCCGGCUUCAACGUCAACGCCAAGCUGUCGGAGGACCGCUCCAUGAUGUACGAGGACCGGAGGAGCACGCCACUCUACUUCUCCAUCUACAAUGGGAACCUGGAGGCUGCCGAGAUGCUGCUGGAGGCCGGAGCCGACCCCAACCUGGACAUCUUCAACCCGCUGCUCAUCGCCGUCCGGCUCGGCUGGAUGGACAUGACAAUGUUGCUGCUGAGGUACGGUGCCGAUGUUAAUGCCCAGAUCUCCACACAGCCGUCCUCCUUCCCUUCUGCCUUCCUGCUCAACAUGGAGUGUCUGCCAAUGCUCAAACUGUUGCUGGACCAUGGCUGUGAUGCCCGGCCCUGCUUCGACUGCCCGUAUGGCCACAAACCACAUCCGACCGCCACAGAGUCACGCCGUCCCUCUGAAAACAUGCAGCUCAACAGACAUGAGCCGGCAAGGCGCCAAAUUCAGUUCUGUGAGGCCGUCUCCAGCACGUCUUUCUAUCGUGUCACUGGUCCAAUCAUCUCAAUGCUGUUGGACUAUGUUAGUCACGUCCGUCUCUGCUCUCGUCUGCUUGAGGUUCUGGACAGUCACAGUGGCUGGGCGCCGAUCAAACUGAAAGCUCUUCCUCCUCACCCUCUGAUGCAGCUCUGUAGGCUGAAGAUCAGACGUCUGGUCGGAGUCCGUCGACUCAAACUGCUCCACACCCUGCCGCUUCCUGCCAGACUCAUCCGCUUCCUGCACUAUGACAUCCACUACUCACUCACCUGAAGCCACCUGAGUCACGUGAAGUGUAUGUUAACUUUACACAUAUUUACAUCAGAACAAAUUCUAUGUGCAAAUUAUACGUGUUGGUGUUUUUAACUGUGA
Messenger RNA from Seriola dumerili (greater amberjack), 2052 nucleotides. It is a transcript of the gene asb2a.2, whose product is annotated as ankyrin repeat and SOCS box protein 2-like. Bases 1 to 1953 code for a protein of 650 amino acids. Gene Ontology annotation, cellular component: nucleus. NCBI's taxonomy places the organism in Eukaryota, Metazoa, Chordata, Actinopteri, Carangiformes, Carangidae. Gene Ontology annotation, molecular function: transcription cis-regulatory region binding; protein binding. The record is from RefSeq and is a predicted model, not a curated record. The transcript is spliced from 8 exons. Gene Ontology annotation, biological process: intracellular signal transduction; positive regulation of transcription by RNA polymerase II.